UUCGCUCCGGAAGGGCGCCAUCAACCAUCAGUGCAUACAUUUAGUGUGUACAUGUACUAUACUUGUAGAUUUGUUUGUCAUUUUUAGGAAACAAGUUGGCAUACUUCACAAAAAUGCUUUGAAGGUAACAUUAACGGUUUCCUGACAUUAACGUUUUUCUAUUUUAUGCACUGUUCAACAUGUGUCUGAUAUGGUUGUUACUUGAUGAAUAGUGACUGGUGUCCAUUUUACUCUUGCCUGCAGGUAUUCAGUGUGGUUACAUGUAGGCUACAUGUCAUUAAUCUACUUUUAAGAUAAUCUGGAUAGAAUUCGAUUCAGUCUGCGCCGUAGGUGUACCCAUAAUGGAUCAGGAUGAAAUGGAUGCGGCGAUUAAAGUUUAUUUUUCUAUGGGAUUAACUUACAAGGACAUAAUCAACGUAAUGGCUAUUGAGCACGGUGUUGUAAUAUCACUACGUCAUUUGAAAAGAAUGUUGAGACAAAUGGGUCUAUUCAGAAGGAAAAAUUAUAGCAACAUUGGAGACUUAAUAGAUUUUGUUCAGUCACAGAUAGCAAAUUCGGGGCAACUACAUGGUUACAGAUGGAUGUACGAAAAAUGCCUAGCACAUAACCUACACUGCAAAAAGGAGGACAUCCGCGUAAUCCUUGGUAUUUUGGAUUCGGAGGGAACUGCUCAAAGACGGAAACGGAGGUUGCUGCGUCGAUCUUACUCAUCGAAGGGCCCCGACUACGUUUGGCACAUUGAUGGCUAUGACAAGUUAAGCCGAUAUGGCAUCUGCAUCAGUGGCUGUGUAGAUGGCUUUUCUCGACGAGUUAUGUGGCUGAAUGCAUAUUACACGAACUCUGACCCAAAGAUAAUCGGGGGAUACUACCUAGAAGUGGUAGAAUCACUUGGUGGAUGUCCACGGCUCGUUCGCGGCGAUGCAGGAACUGAAAAUAUAUAUGUCCGUGACAUUCAGAGGUUUUUACGGCUAGAUAACGAUGACGCCAUGGCAGGUUACAACAGCUACAUGGAAGGAAGAAGUACUGCCAAUCAACGUAUAGAGUAUUGGUGGUCCUUUCUUAGAAGAGAGUGCACGGAUUACUGGAUUCGUCUGUUCAGGCGCCUUCUUGACCAAGGCGAUUUCAGCGGCACAUUUUUGGAUGUGAACUUAAUGCAAUUCUGCUUUAUGCAUGUCAUUCAGGAUGAAUUGGAUAGCAUAAUGGAAAUAUGGAACAGGCACUUGAUACACCCUUCGAGGAAUGCCAAUUCCCCAAGUGGUCGUCCUGACGUCUUGUACCACAUGCCUGAAUUAUAUGGCACUAUCAGCUACCUGUGCGAAGUACCUUCACACCAGACUGCCGUUUGUAAAGAGGAGUGCUCAUUUAGGGGUCCGGUUCCUUGUGACAGAGAUGUAUAUGAUUUGUCCUGCAUGGUGAUGAAAGAAAACCGAUAUCAAUAUCCAAACGAUUCCGAUUCUGCUGUAUUUUUGUAUUUGGAACUAAGACGAACAAUCAGUGCCGCAAUUGUGUGAAUCAGAGAAACAAAAAUAGGAAUACUUAAUCAUUGCAAUGUAGGAUUAUUUGGCGAGCUGAAGUAGCAGGAUUUUUCCAUCAUUUGCAAUGUGUUUGUAUUUGAAACAACUGACAGCUAUUGAGUAUGUUGUUGUAUAUAAAGCUAUCGUUAUAACAUUUAGAUAUAGUCUCAAUUAUUAUUGUUGUUGUUGUUGUUUUUUAUUUAGAUAUCUCAUCCACCGGUCAUUUCGAGAUGUCUCAAAACUUUAACAAACAUUUUUUUCGUGUGUCACUUAUUUAUAAAUACUGAUAUCGCUGAGUAUUUCAACAAACAUCCAAAUGUUCCAAAUAUGUUUCAAACAUUGAGAUAUUUUUUAAAAUAUGUUUGAAGUCAUUGAUGCUGUCAACAAAUUGUACUUUUGCUCGCCAUUGUGUGGGUGUGACUCCAGCCAUAAAAUAUCCUGUGUGCUGCGUAGUAGUGAGCCGCAUUGAAAGAUGUUAGUUGGACAACUUGAGAAGAAAUAAACAUGCACAAUAAUUUAAAUCAA
Asterias rubens (European starfish) is the source of this 2039-nucleotide messenger RNA. RefSeq lists its product as uncharacterized. NCBI's taxonomy places the organism in Eukaryota, Metazoa, Echinodermata, Asteroidea, Forcipulatida, Asteriidae. Bases 342 to 1511 code for a protein of 389 amino acids. The record is from RefSeq and is a predicted model, not a curated record. The transcript has 3 exons.